Molecule: messenger RNA, 372 nt
Organism: Mytilinidion resinicola
Lineage: Eukaryota; Fungi; Ascomycota; Dothideomycetes; Mytilinidiales; Mytilinidiaceae
Exons: 3
Coding region: 1-372 (123 amino acids)
Source: RefSeq, a predicted model, not a curated record
AUGGUCUACACAAUCGUCGUCCACCUCUACGCCAAAGACGACCCCACCGCCAUCUCAAAACUCCAAUUCAAACUCACCGAAGCAAGCCAAGUCUACAGCAGAGACCGCGAGACAGUCGGUUGGCAUGUUAUGCAAGAUAUCUCUGAUCCACGCAAAUUUACGAUCGUGGAGCGGUAUGAGCGGGAGAGUAGCCAAAAAUAUCAUCUCGAGAACCCAUACUGGAAGACUUUCGAUCCUUUCGUCAUGCCGUUGCUGGAGAAGCCGAUGGAUCUGAUGCGGUUUGAGGAGCUUGAUCCGACUUUAGGGAGCCAUGUAGCGGAGGAGUCGAGUGCGGAUCCGUCGGUGGGGCAGAUGUAUGCUGGCGCGACGUGA